Messenger RNA from Ictalurus punctatus (channel catfish), 3462 nucleotides. RefSeq names its product BTB and CNC homology 1, basic leucine zipper transcription factor 1 b (gene bach1b). The transcript has 5 exons. The record is from RefSeq and is a predicted model, not a curated record. The coding region runs from base 736 to 2772 and encodes 678 amino acids. Gene Ontology annotation, biological process: regulation of transcription by RNA polymerase II. NCBI's taxonomy places the organism in Eukaryota, Metazoa, Chordata, Actinopteri, Siluriformes, Ictaluridae. Gene Ontology annotation, molecular function: protein binding; RNA polymerase II cis-regulatory region sequence-specific DNA binding; DNA-binding transcription factor activity, RNA polymerase II-specific.
ACUCGUUACAGUAAGAACGGGAAACACGAGAGAAAAAAAACAGCUUUCCUACCUAACAUAUGCUGUCAAAGUUUUUCAGACUGGGUGUUUACUACAGUUUGGACUGAAGUUAAAUGGGGUGAACACGUGUGUGUUUAUAUAGAAUAUGUCAGGAUUUCUUAGUAACCAACAACACCACUGUUUUAAAUCAAAACGGUUUCACUCGCGUCCUUUUUUCUCCUGACAUUUUUCUUUAUGACUUUCCCCCGUUUUUUUCCUCCUUAAACUUGGGCAGAACUGAACCUCUCCAGGGCUUUUAGGGAAGUAGGUUGGUGUGUCCGCUGACGUGCGGUGUUGUAGAGUUUCCUCAGAAAGUGACUGGAAUAUGUGAAGGGAGAGGCGGAGAAAUGUGCUGCCUCAUCCUUUAUCAGCAGCGCCGUGAGUCAGCAACAGCCCCAGCACAGACUCGCCUGACCCCACUUCUCUCUUUACUUUACCUCUGAUAACGACCGGCAAGGACACGAACAUGGCAGCAGUCACACUGUCUUUGUAAUUAGUUUGUAUCCGUGUAUUAAUUUUUUUAAAAAAAAAUAUAUAUUAAACAAUGAUAGGAGAUCCCAGGUUUCUUUCAUUGAGGCGUUAGUUGUUUAUACCCUGACGGUGUUUAUGUCUCAGGAACUCGGUCGCUCCCUGCAGGAUUGUUCUCUUAUCUUACAUGUAAUUUCCUCUUUCACUAUGAUGUAGGUGUAAUUUAGCAUGACAAUGUCGAGCUGCAAGACUUCAGAGUUCACGUUCCAGUCGUCUGUGCACAGUACGCAUGUACUACGCUGUCUGGAUGAGCAGAGGCAGAAGGACCUCCUGUGUGAUGUGACGGUGGUGGUAGAGAACCGCAGUUUCAGGGCUCAUCGCUCGGUUCUUGCCUCCUGCAGUGAAUACUUCAGCGCCCGCAUGACCAACCACACAGGCCAGGGACUCAUCAUCAAUUUGCCUGAGGAAGUAUCGACUGAAGGAUUUGAACCCUUGCUGCAGUUUGCAUACACCUCAAAACUGCUCUUCACCAAAGAGAAUGUGUUGGAGAUCCAUAACUGUGCGACUGUUCUGGGCUUCAAAAACUUGGACAAAGCCUGCUUUGACUUCAUCUUGCCCAAAUUCUUUGACAGCAGCAAAGGUUCAUCGAAGGUCCAGAGGAAUCAAUGCUGCAAGACCAAAUGCUGGAAAGCCAAGGUUGAAUCAAGCUUUAACAAUGAUGGUGCUAAUGAUACUGGUGAUGUAUCAUCAGCAAGUCAGCCCUUGAAGAAACAGGAGCCAAACAUCUCCUCAAAUCUCAGUGAAAAUGCAGCAAGAAGCUGUAGCCCAUGUCAAGUAGAAACUGAGCCAGAUACAGAAGCAGAGUCAGACUACUCCUCACUUUGUCCAAAAUACCGCAAGUUUCAGCUCGCUUGUGGGAAAGGCCAGUCUUACACAGACACAGAACCAGAGAACACUGAGAGUACCUGCUCUCUAAACUGCCUGCCUUGCUCCAGCUUUGAAACAUGUGAGUCUGCAGAUACUGUGUCUGUCAAAACCUCAACAGGAAUCACUGAGGAGGAUACUAUGUCCAUUUGCUGCACAUUAGCAAAGCAAUCUCCAGUUGAAACACCUCCAAGUCAUUGCUCAGGCAAGACAUCUCCACAGAUGUGUCCAAAGACUGCAUCCUGUAGCCAAGGAGGUUCUUUCCUUCUUCCUCCUCCUCCUCCAUCAGCUGGUGAAGUGGUUGAACAUUCUUCUGUGCGUGUCAUGGGAAAAGACUGCACAGUAUCAGAUUGUAGAACUGGAACUGUUUGUCUGAACCCAAGAAACGAGCAAAGGAGCAGUGUGGAGAUGGAGGUGGCCAACCAACUCAGCACCUGGUCCGACAUUUGCAGUUCUCGUGGCUCAGAGCCUGCUUCAGCACAUGGCCAAGGCAUGGUAAUGAAAAGCUCAGAGCUACAAUGGCUAAAACAGCUAGAGUGUCCCUUUCUCAGGGAUUUGGGUGCAGUGAAUGCUCAGGUGCGAUGCAGUGAGGUGACAUCCCGCUCAGAGGAGUGUUCCUACAUUUCCUCCAUUCAUUCAGGAGAGGACUCUGACAGCUUUGAUACUGAGGGGGACAGUGAGUCCUGCACCAGUGAGCAAGCAAGUCUGCUUCUUGCACAGAUGCAGCUGCCAUUUUCUGUGGAGGGCAUCGUAUCGCUGAGCCGCAAUGACUUCCAGCAGAUGUUGAAGACGCAGCGGCUGACACGUGAACAGCUCGAUUUUGUGCAUGAUGUACGGCGCCGCAGCAAAAACCGUAUUGCUGCUCGUCACUGCCGCAAGAGGAAACUCGAGUGCAUCCACAACCUGGAGUGUGAAAUUGAAAGACUGCGGUGUGAGAAAGACAAGCUGAAGACUGAGAAGCUGCAACUGGACCAGAUGAGGCUGAAGAUAUGGGAGAAUUACUCAGUUCUGUAUGACAGGCUGUGUGCUGAGGCCAAACUGCAGCCUGAGCAGCUACAGGUGUUUGCCAAGUAUACCUCUCUGGCAGAAUGCCCUUUCUCUACCCACCUGUCUACCAAAGCGCAGCUUUACCACUGCUGUGAACCUGAGCUCCAGCCCUUAGCAUCAUGCAUUGGCACUGACACUUGCAUCUAUGAGCCUGGCACCUCCACCAGAUCUGCCAACACUCAGAAUCAUGCAGCUUCAGAUCUCCGAUCUACUGAACCUCCACACACAGGGAACAGAGAGACCAUGUCCAUCUCUCCAGACCAAAUCGGUAAACUUGAAACAAAUAAAUUAUAAGGUGCUUCCUUUUACAUUGUUUGUAAAUCAAGAACUGUGCUUGAAUUUUUUUUUGUUUACUAUAUGAAUCAAACAUUUAUUGUUGACAAUCAGUUUAUUAGAUUAGAUCAGUGUAUUCAAGUCUUUUCUCUUUAUGGUUGUAUGUUGCUUCUCUUAUGUAUGAAGGUAAGGUUUGUUUCUUAGUGUUCUAUGAACUUUUUGGUGAACCAAAUUAUAUUUUUUAUACUUCUAAGGUAGGUUCCGCAUAAUUAUACUCCCAUGGACUUUUUGACCAUCACUUCUUGACCAUCCUGAUCAUUUGAGUCCUGAAGAGGUAAUUAAAGAUAUUGUAUUACAUAUGGAGUAUAUAGCAUUAAUUAUGGCUGAGGAGCAAGGUGUACAGAUGGCCCAGGUAUAUGUGAAUUUUAGGAUGAUUUUCUAAUGUACAUUUUUAUGACAAUCAAAACCUGGGCUACAUAAACUGCUUCAACUAACUAUGUUAUUGGCACAGUUUUGUCUUAAAGCAAAUGUAAUUGUAACAGGCCAUUACAGGGUGAAACAUUUAUAAUAUUUUUUUUCCUCUCAAAUAUCAAUAUUUUAACCUGAUAGUUUUGAUUAUGUUGUUACCUCUGCGGUUUUCUUGCAAGGGGCCAUAUUAUUUCAUUUGUCUUACAAGACAACUCAAUAAAUUGUUUGAACUUUUUAACUUCA